Messenger RNA from Micropterus dolomieu (smallmouth bass), 1593 nucleotides. Its product is annotated as proteinase-activated receptor 2-like. NCBI's taxonomy places the organism in Eukaryota, Metazoa, Chordata, Actinopteri, Centrarchiformes, Centrarchidae. Gene Ontology annotation, molecular function: thrombin-activated receptor activity. Gene Ontology annotation, cellular component: membrane. Bases 141 to 1298 code for a protein of 385 amino acids. The record is from RefSeq and is a predicted model, not a curated record. Gene Ontology annotation, biological process: thrombin-activated receptor signaling pathway; blood coagulation; positive regulation of Rho protein signal transduction. The transcript has 2 exons.
GUAGAGCAGGUAGGCGGUCAGACAUGACGCCAAACAGGUAGUCUCGGGGUGUGCCCUUGGUUGUAGAUGUUGUUCGAGAGACAAACGCAGAAGCAUAAAUAAAGCUUAACAGAAAAGUGUCGCUGAGAGUUUGUGCAGACAUGGAUUUUACUCGGUUAUUGUCGCUGCUGGUCGUUUUCUGCUGGUUUUCUGCCUCUGAUGCCGCAGGUAAAGGACGGGGGUUUAUUGGGUACAAGGACCCUGAGAAUUCAGAACAAGUUGUUGUGGACAAGGCAACAGCUGACACGCUGAGAAGUAGCCUCACCACAGUCUUCCUCCCAAUCCUCUACAUCAUUGUGCUUGUGGUGGGACUUCCUGCCAACGGCAUGGCCAUCUGGGUAUUUCUCUUCAGGACCAAGAAGAAGCACCCAUCAUCGAUCUACAUGGCCAACCUGGCUAUGGCUGACCUGCUUUUUGUCAUUUGGACGCCGCUAAAAAUUUUCUACCAUUUCAACGGCAACAACUGGACCUACGGAGAGACGAUGUGCAAAGUCUUUGUGAGCUUCUUCUACGGAAACAUGUAUUGCUCCAUUCUUUUCAUCACCUGCCUCAGUGUGCAGAGGUACUGGGUUGUGGCUCACCCUUUGUCCCAUCAGAGGAAGAACAACAAAGUGGCUAUUGGUGUCUGUGUGGCAGUCUGGGCUUUCAUCUGGCUCACCACCACGCCUCUGUACCUGUAUAACCACACCGCAAAACUCAAAGACCUCAACAUAACCACGUGCCACGAUGUCAACGUCAUACAGGAUUCCCUCAAUCCAUUCCCUUCUGUCCAGAUCCCCUACUUCUACUUUAUCUUCAUGGGUAUGGUCGUGUUCCUCGUCCCUUGUGUAGUGAUCAUUGUGGCCUAUGUUCUGUUACUCAGGGCUCUGGGGAACAGCAUGGAGGACAGUACAGCAGCAAAGAACCGGCACAAAGUUGUGGUGUUGAUUGUGAUUGUCCUGGUUACAUUCCUGGUGUGUUUUGUCCCCAGUAACAUCAUGCUGGUGGUGCAUUACUCCCUAUUGAAGGAUGGGGAGAUAAAUAAUGGCUAUGGCUUCUACAUCUCCACAUUAUGCCUGGCCAGUCUCAACAGCUGCCUGGACCCUUUCAUUUACUACUUUGUGUCUGAGGACUUCAGAAACCAUGUGAAGAACACACUGCUAUGCAGGAGCAGCAGGACUGUGGAGAGGAUGAGGGUUUCAUUCAGUUCCAUGAAGUAUUCCAGGAAGAGCAAAGCAUAUGUUUCAAAUAGUGGAGAAACACAGAGCAGUAACUGUUAAAUCAGAUUAAGGAGAGAAAAAACACUGAUUAGAUAUCAAAUAUCCUGCCUAUCCUGCCUUGCUUGUACUCUGGUGUACUGAAAACAUGGCAGCGCACAGACCUGGUGGCACUUGGACUCAGUAGCUAGGUCUGUCAUAAUGAACAUGAGACCCAUCAGGUGCAACCAGGUAACCUCAGCACAUCAGACAACCAAAGACGAACUUUAAAUGUGAAGAUGAGUGUGUUGGGAUGAGGGUAGAGGUCAUUUUAACUUGGUUUUAUAAUGCAAAACAUUAAUACACACACAUAUAUAUA